AUGGUGGCCAUGGAUCAAUAUUAUUCGGAUCUUUCAGCUAUAGAGAAUAUAAUUCGUAAUUGGAAUCCCAUAAAAAAGACAGUCGAAGGACCUUCUGUGCCAAAAACUAGAAUUCCAAGAAGUGCCAAGUCCAAAGAUGCAGGAGCUCUAGAUACUGCUAGAGAGGAAAUUGUGAGCAAAUUUCAUAUAUGGUACGUGAAGGCUAGCAACCCCUGGCUGGACACGAUGCACGAUGCAAUAGUUGCUGGAAUGAGAGACAAUUUUUUAGCAAAAUCUACUCUUGAUGUUUAUCAAUUGGUCUCGAUAACACCGAUACCUGAAGUCCUGUCGAUCAGCGAAUCGAUGCAAGUCAGCGACCUAAGUGUACAAGAGAAUCGCACAGAAAAUCGAAGAAAUAGCAAAAGACGCAAACGAAGAGCGUCGAGCAAACAAGAACGAAAAAUGACGAGCAAAACAGAGGAUCAAUCGUUGGUUACUACCAAAAGCAAGGACACUAUUAACGCUACCGUUUCAGAUACUAUUUUGGAGGAGUAUUUAAAGCCACGAUGGAUCCUUCAACCGAACGAAUCGCAGAAAUUCAAGAUUCGCUUCCAACCGGAAGAAACGGGUCUCUACGAUGAAACUUACGCGUUGACCAUCGUGGACGGGAAUAACCUAACAUACGAAGUGAAAAUUAAUGGCAUCGCGGACAUCCCGAGAGUGGACAUGAAUCCUAACAACAUCUAUACGAAAACUGCAGCCAUUAAAUUGGAUAAUGCAGAUGGUCCUACAUACUACUUGAACAGCGGAAUUUACGAUUUUGGAUCGAUGCUGGUCCUACAAAAAGACAAAAGGCCACAUCGUCGCGAAGCCGAACUUAAGUUUCGAAACGUUUCCAACGUGGACGCGGAGAUGUGCUUCUCUCUAGAGGAAAACAACGCUAGCUGUUUCUCCAUCCAACCGGAGAAGCUCCUUAUCGAUCAUGGGAAUCACGGAAUCCUGAUUCUAUCAGCCAUUACCACGAAGCUUGGUCCAAUUUCAGAGAAACUGUACGUGUGUCUGAAGAAUAACCCGAAAGUCGAAGUAAUCAAGUUGGAAAGCGAGGGCGCAAAAGUGGACAUUGAACUGGACGAGAAACAACUGUCAUUUGGUCGCACGCUUCUCUACCGAAGAGAAUUUCGAGUUUUGACAGCACAAAACAAAACCCCGGUGGCAAUUUCAUGGCAAAUAGAAACCGAAGAAUCUUUCGAGCCACAGAUCACAUAUGCACCGGAUAGAGGUGUGAUUAAACCGUGGAACGAACAGAAAAUCGAGUUCUGCUAUCAUGGCGGCAAGGUGGGCGUAAUCGAAACGCAAACAGUAACUUUCAAAGCAUUUCUAUGCGAGGAAAACGAAGAGCCGAUUUUCGCAGACACCGUUCGUCUAUCAGGCGAAACUUACGAUGUCGCGGUUGACAUCGAUCACGCGAACCCUAUAGAUCUCAAAUGGAUAAGAGUCAAUUCUCCUGCGAGAGGUUUGAUGACGAUAAGAAAUCGCGGCGACUAUCAAGUGGAAUACGUUAUUACGCUAGAGGACAACGAAAAAUUGACAAAACUAGGUUUGCCCGCGAAUUUGAAGAAAAAUUUGGAGGUUUCGCCGGUGUCUGGUUCUAUUCCACCGUAUAGAGAGAAAAUCGUAGAAGUGACAUUUAUACCAAAAGACGAGUUAUCGCUUAAAGAAGUUCCGAUAUUAAAGUGCCACCUGAUCGAUACGAAUAAGGAAACUACGAUCGUCGCUGAGAUUCCGCUCGCAGUUUCCCUUAAUGCAUAUUAUACCAGAUUCCAAGUUCAUCCAUACCCUUUGAUGGACUUUGGACCAAUGGCAGUAUGCACCGAAACAACAAUGUACCUCAACGUAGAAAACACCGGAAAAUUCCCGUUGCAUUACUCUAUUCGUGUCGCGAGUAAACAUCCAUCUGUAAUUUAUAUGAGUCAAACAACAAAAGCAGAUUCGCGUAAAAAGCAAAAUUUAACGGCAAGGACGAACACGUCGAAGAUGGGCAAACGAUCCAUCAGAAGUAAAAAAGCUGAAAUCGAAGAUCAUUCAGAACCGGAAAAGUUAAUAGUAGGCCCGAUGACGAUAGCCAAAACCGAGGGUGACGUCGAUGCAGGCCAAACAGAUAGCAUCGCCGUGACUUGUUAUCCUGAAAUCGUGGGUACCCAGGAUGAACAGAUAGUUGUUUUCGCGAAGGACAGCGAACCCGAGGACGGAGAGGGGAAAACAGUUACACUGUUCGUGAAUUCAUUGAUGCCAAAUAUUGACUUCGAGGACCUCGACUCGAUAUUUCGAGAGAAUCACGUGGUCGAUCGAAUCCAAGACUUUGAUUGUCCCAAAGAGAUUGGACCGCACACGGUGUUCGCGCGUCAAGAGAAAAGCCUUUACUUCCGGUACGUCAGCGUAAUGACUACCCACGCAAUGUGUUUCAAGCUGUACAAUCGAAAUAUAAUACCCGCGAGCGUGGACGUAUAUUUCGUUCCGGAAUCAUUGAUGCCAAGCACAGCCAAACCUGAUACGUUCGUCGUGAAACCACGAAACGAACGCGUUCCGCCUAUGAGCUACAAAACGUUCACGGUGUCUUUUACUCCAACCAUUAUAGAGACGUUUAAAUGUACUUUGGAAGCAACCGUAAUUCUGCCACCACAUUUGGACGAAGAAAAACUGUCGAUCAAACUAGUAGGGGAAUCCUGUGUACCGGAAGUUGCAAUUAUAGAACCGAUCCACGGAAACAGGGAAAGGACUACAUUGAAUUUCGGCCGUACACUGAUCAACGAGUUCAGUUACAGAAAAUUUGUCCUAGAAAAUAUCGGGUUCAUCAAGGCAAAAGUCAUUGUUGAAAUCGACGAGGAUCAGUACAGAGUGUUUACUUUUGAAGCCUGCCCCGAUACGCGGCAUUUGCUUCAAAUCUGGGACAGUGGUUGCGAAGAAUCGAACGAUCGAUACACUGUGGUUCGUCUGACGCCCGGAAACGUGGCUUGCUUCAAGGUAACGUUCUCCCCGAAUGAAAUUGGAAAACGCACCGGGAAAAUUCGUCUAUUUGUGGUUGACAAUCCUUACGAAAAUAUGACGAUCAAUCUGGAGGGAGAAUCUUACAUGGAACCGCUCGUUCUGGAGGGUCUGGAGUUCGAGGAUAACAAACGCAGUGCCACGAUUGGAAAUCGGAACUCCGUUUCUAGAACACGAAGACUCUCGACAAAACAAAAUUCUCUAGCAUCAGCACCUGCGAGCUCGAGUUCCACCGCAUCUUUGACCUAUAUUCUCAACUACGGGCUCUGUGUCGUUAGCAAAAUGUACAAAAAGACGAUCAGAAUUGCCAAUAAAUCACCGGACCGUUGGUUUCGUUUCCAAUGGAGCGAACACCCCAACGUCGUGUUCGUGCCAACAAUUGGACACAUAAAAUUUCUUACAUGCAAAGAAGUCAUUGCUACUUUCCUGGCAUCGGAACCUACAAAUCAUGUAAACACUCGUAUCGAGUGCAUCGUGUGGGAAAUCGUCGCUACGGACGAUAACGAGGCUUGGGACGACAGACAAACGGAGGUGCGAUGGAAAAGCUUGCAACCUGACCUCGUCGAAAAGCCCAAGGAGGUAGAAGUGCUAUCGAAAAGAAUAGUGCGUCCAGCUCCAGAGCCAGAACGCGAAAGCGUGGCUGGAACGACCAAAACCAUUCUGGUUUUGCUCAAUGCCACCGUCGCUUUCUCGGAGUAUUUCUGCCCAGUUCGAGAAAUUUAUUUCAAGGACACGCUGAUGUUCCAGACUCGAGAAUACACGUUCACUCUAUCGAAUCCUGGAACGAUGAACACGCAGUAUGUGUGGAAGGUAACCAUGGACGAGCAAUAUCCGAAACGACGGAUGGAAAACAGUCCAAUCGGGACUUCGAGACCGAGGACCGCGGACGGUUCGCGUACUCGACCGAAUUCGAGAUCACAGCGAGGAAUUUUCUCAGCAACAAGUGAUCCACGUCGCGUAAACUUCGACGCUGAUGGAAAAAGCGCAGGGGACAGCGGAAAUCUUUUAUCACUGCGUUUCGCGUCGUCCGUUUCUGAUACCGUCGAGAUGAAAGGUUCGAGCGCGAAACGGACGGAUCUAUUCAGCAGCAGCGCCGGUUUGUCAGAACGAACCACGGAUAGCUGGUUGGAGGGUGACGAUCUACCAUUCGCGAUGCACCCUGACACAGGAACGAUAUCGCCUCAGGAAUCCGUGGAAUGCACAUUAAAAUUCUCUCCUAUAGACGUGUUUUAUUACAAGUCGUACCUUACGUGCAGGAUAGAAAAUCUUGAUCCGAAACUGCCGGAGUUGACGAUUCCCGUCGCCGCGAGAAGUUUACUGCCAUAUUGUCAUUUCGACGUGCAAGAGAGUGACUACAUAACCAGCGGCAGACGAGAUCCAACGCGACCCGGACCGCUGGGACGCGGCAUAGAGGAUCCCGCUUUGUGGCAGAAUAUCAGGGUAAUCGAAUUUAAAGUGGUCGGCGUCGGCGAGACACACGCGAAAAAAUUCCACCUUAUCAAUCCGACGAUGGACGACUAUCGGUUCACCUGGAAGGAUCGAACGCCCCAUCUCGCAGACGAGAUAUCGAAUUUUCACUGCACAGUGCCCGAGGGCAUCGCGGAACGCGGGAAACAGACCGACCUGGCUUUCACGUUUUUGGCAAAGGACGUCGGCGUCUUCGAAUCCUUCUGGCUCUUCUCCAUCGAGAGAUACAAUCUGGAGAGCCUUUUUCUGGUCGUCGCGACCGUAACCGAGCCCUCGGUGCACCGUCUCACGGUCCACGUGAAACUAAAGCCAACAAUCUUGGGACAUAACGUUCGAGAUUCGAUUAGGCUAUUGAACGAUGAAGAUUUUUCUAUACCGUUCAAAGUGUUGGAAGAAUCCUUAUAUUCGGAAGGUAAAUUUCAGAAGCUCGCUGUGACUCCAUUGUCUGGAAGCCUGGCACCGAAAAGCGAACAGCUUUUAUGGGUCGAGUACCAUCCAACCCGCGUCGGUGAAUUCGACUUUUCCAUUCAUUGUGCCGUGAAGCUGAUGAAAAGUCCUCUCGCCAUUUUUGUGACCGCAUCCGUUUACGAGAUCUUGUCCUCGGUUUCUUACUCCGUCGCGACCGACGAGAUUGUACGAGCAUGCGAAGAUACGGAUAACGUCAUCGAUCUGGGCAAAUUGAUGCCCAACUCACCGAUCGCCAUCAAGUUCGACAUAACAAAUUCUGGCAAAACGGCGUUUUACUACAUCUGGGACAUCGGCAUGACGCCGGAAGUCAUCAGCAGAAACGCUUACGCCGUAACGACGCCUCAGAAACAGGGAUACAUGAUCAGCGAAUCACGAUCGACCUGCAAUUUAACGCUUACGACGUUUCGCAAAACGACGAUCAAAGAUCACCGAAUUACAUUGAAGAUUUUGAAUGGUCCGACUUAUCGAUUUCUGCUGAAAGCUUCAUCGAAGAAACCCGGCAUCGAGUUCAACUUCGAUCGAUACGAUUUUGGGCCUUGUUACAUCCAAGAGAACAAUGCUCUGUCUUAUUAUACGGAACUGUGUUUGUCGAACUCCGAAGACGCGUCAUUCAUAAUCGAAUGCAAAUUCGAGGAACAACCGCAUCUAUCGGUGGACCUGAACUCCAUCUCUGUAGCCCUGGCUGCUCGUUCAACGAUUACUAUCCCGAUCACGUUUCGACCACUGAAGGAAACAAAGUAUAACGAGUGUCUGAUCUUCACAAUCGACUCGAGAAACGAGAAGAAAAUAACAAUUACUGGCGAAGGAAUCACCUAUAAGAUCCGACUGGUGAACCCUUGCGACAAAUUGAUCGAUCUGGGCAGCGUUUCCGCCUCCAGAACCGUCAUCAGAAAGAUUCCAGUGAUAAACGAGGGCUUGGCGCCUAUCGAAAUAAAAUUCGAUUUAAUGAACAAUCUCAGCGGCUACGAGGAGUAUCGCGAACGCGCGCGUUCCUGCGCGAUAAAAGAAAUCAACGAAAACGAAAUCAUACUGAAGGAAGCAUCCGUGAUGGAAACGAAACGUUCCUGGACUCGAGACGUGAUUCUACAAACCGAUGAACCGAGACUCGCGGACGUUCUGCGAAUCGAACCGUCGUCGAGCGUCGUUUUGAAGCCCAAAAAGAAGAUAAACGUGACUGUGAAGUUCAGACCUACGUCCAGGAUGAGACCGUUCACUGGCAAAAUAGGACUGCAAACGUCCUCGACGGUUCUACCGCUGUUCAUGGUGAACGGAAGCUGCGUUGGAGCGGACUUCCGUCUGAACAGGACUUAUGUUUCCUUUGGGUCGAUCGUGGAGGGUUGCACCGAGGAAGCUAAGAUAGUUCUGAUGAACGUUGGAGAUGUAGGUGCAAGAUUCAAGUGGAACACGUCGAAAUUGCCGGCAGAUUUUCGAAUCACCCCUGUGUCCGGCUAUUGCUCGCCCACUAUGGAUGUCAAUUUCAUUAUCAAGUUCCAACCCUCUCAACGGCGAAGUUUAAUUCAGGGUGAGGCAAUAAUAGACAUUGAGAAGUUUGGAUCUUUAGAGGUGAGAAUUACUGGAGGAUGUUGCAAACUACCAGAACCGGCUGACACCAUAUUCUUCGAGUCUGUUGUACGUGCACAACAAACGCAAACUGUGAGUGUCCUGAACGAUACAAACGUCCCUUGGAAAUUGAAACCAGAAGUGACUGGCGAUUAUUAUUUCGUCGACGAAAUCUUGCACGUACCUGCCAAAGAAUUAGCUUUUUGCACUGUCACCUAUGCUCCUACUGCCAUGAACACCGAGAACACUCCACACACGGGUACGCUGUUAUUGAAAUUACCCGACGAAAAAUCGCCUUUGUUGUAUUCUCUUCGUGGUAAUAGCUUGCCCCCUGAAGCUCUAGCUAAAAUUUACCGACGAUUUCCUGCGAAAACGAAAUACACCGAAUUGUUACCUGUUCACAAUUGGCUAAACAGGCAGCAGCGAUUUCAAUGCAAGAUUUUACCAAUGAUAAGCGACAACGCGAAUACGAAGGAAAUUCCUCUUUAUAAUUUCAUCGGUAACAAUAAAAUCGAUGUUCCAUCGAACAGCCAAAGGGACUACCGUGCAGUGUUCUACUCUUACGCGGAAUCGAGUUUCCACUUCAAAGUGACGUUUACGAACGAGGACAAAGAAUAUCAGUUUUACGAGAUCGAGUACGACGUCACGGAACCGGAAGUGUUGGAAUCGAUCAAGUUGACAACCUCGGUGCGGUCUCAGGUGUGUCACAAUUUGAAACUAAAAAAUCCCCUGGAAUAUGACUCGAUAAUAUACGUGGCGAAAUGUGACGAUCCUUUUAUAUCGAUUCGUGAUAUGCCAAAAACUGUGCCACCGUUAUCCAGCGAGUACGUCAACGUGAAUUAUUACCCAAUGCUACCCACCGAGAACUCUAUCGUCAUGCUCGACAUUAAUUGCCCAGAACUCGGACAUUUUCCGUACGAACUACGAUUAAAAGCUUUACCAGCGCUUCCGGAAAAAGUGACACGCGUAAACGCAACUCUCGGUUCCUCCUACGUAUUUCCGCUUUCCGUGAGGAACUGUACCGAACAUAAAACCAAAUUCACAAUCCAAAUUGAUAACGACUGUUUCACGAGUCCAAGCAGCAUCGAAGUAUCAGAGAUCAGCAAUGGAAUAGUCGAAGUCGUUUACGAACCAUGCAAUAUCGAGAAUGUCACUGCGACGUUGACAGCUUCGUCGGAAACUGCUGGAGAAUUUAUAUUUCCUUUAAUUGGAACCUGUUCCUUGCCAAAAAUCAUGGGACCCUACACAAUCACGCAGAAAGAAUCGACAUCAAUACGCUUUAGAAAUGUGUUCAAAGAAACGAAACCUUUCAAUUUUCUCACCGAUGUUCCAGAAAUAUUUGCAAUUGAGACACUAUCGGCAUCACUAGAUCCCAAACAGACUAUCGAUAUAAAAGUGAGCCUCCUCGACGACAAACAGGAUGACGAAGACUUUACAGAAGAGAAGAAUGCAGUUACGGGAAAACUACUAAUAUAUUGUACCGACCAUAAUCUUUCUCAUAUUAACUGGGUGUAUUACUUAAGAGGAAUUUUUGAAUAA
Messenger RNA from Colletes gigas, 8055 nucleotides. RefSeq names its product hydrocephalus-inducing protein-like. The record is from RefSeq and is a predicted model, not a curated record. Gene Ontology annotation, cellular component: axoneme. Gene Ontology annotation, biological process: cilium movement; axonemal central apparatus assembly. The coding region runs from base 1 to 8055 and encodes 2684 amino acids. The transcript is spliced from 37 exons. Lineage: Eukaryota; Metazoa; Arthropoda; Insecta; Hymenoptera; Colletidae.